Bursaphelenchus xylophilus (pine wood nematode) is the source of this 7179-nucleotide messenger RNA. NCBI's taxonomy places the organism in Eukaryota, Metazoa, Nematoda, Chromadorea, Rhabditida, Aphelenchoididae. The record is from the annotation of a GenBank genome assembly.
AUGAAUUGUUUGGUCUGCGAUCAAAAGGGCGCUGCUCGGCAUUACGGUAGUAUAUCUUGCAGGUAAGUAAAACGCGUACGACUGAGGUAUCUCUAAGUUCAUCUGAUUGAGCGAGGGCAGACUGGCUGACCUAGAAACCACUUUUUCGAACUUAUUCUGUGAUGAUUAUCGCACGUCGUAAUCAUCGGUUCUUUCUAACAAAAAAUCAAGAUCAAAACGCGAUUUUUUUGAACUCUGCAUGAAAAUGCAAGUCUAUUCGGUCCGUUGCUCAGGUUUUAAAGAAAUUGGAAGCAAGAUCAACCACUAAAUUGAACGUUUUCAGCGGUUGCAAAGGAUUUUUCCGCCGGUCCGUCCGCUACAACCGCAAAUAUGUGUGUACCUUCGAAAACAACUGCAAGAUCAGCAACGGUAAGAAAUCAGAGAUAAAGCAAGUCAACCCCGUUGAUUGCACGUCAAAUCACAUAUGCUCACGACUCUGUGAUCACUUCCUCUGAUCUUUUGGGUUUUCGGAUAUUUUUUGGGAACUUGGCGAACUUUCUUUUCGUUUCUUGGAUCCGAAAUGGAUUUUUUAGAGGCUUUCAACGAAACUUUAAAGGACAAUAAGCGCUCGAAAAUAAUAAGAAAGUGUGGGAUUACUGUAAAUUUUUUAAGUUGAAAAAAUUUCUGAUGCUUUAAAAUUUUUUAGCCAGAGAUGGAUAAAAAGCAAAGAUUACCGUUUUCUCCCCAAUUUAUUACCGUAAUCCGGUCUCUGUUACUUUUUAUUUCCUCGUCUCACCCUCCUCAUUACUAACAAUUGAUCUUUUCAGAAUACCGUAACUGUUGUCGCGCCUGCCGCUUCCGCAAAUGUAUCGAAAUUGGACUCGACCCCAAGAGUAAGUUCAUUUGAAACGUCCCUUACAAAUACUCGAAUUAAGAUCUUUGACGUCCGUCUGUUUACUCGCAAGUAUUCAAAUUCCAAUGGGGAAAAUGUCUCAAAUGUUUGAAUGGGCCAAUUAUUAGCUGUUUGAGCAUUUGAGCCUGGGAUUAAAAAAAAAACGAAUCUUUGAAGAUAAAUUUUUUGCCUUUCGGAGAUGAAAUUGAUCUCGUUGGUCGGAAAAACAGCUUGGGAUCCAACACUUUUUGAAGGGAUGAGACGACAAAUUUGGAAAAUCAAAAAAUUUUGUUUUUUAAAAUUUUGGCCAUAAAAAUGUUUGAUUUGAAAAAUUAAACUUUGACGUCAUAUUGGGUGCACUUCUUUUUAUCAGGUCGCUAAAAACGCUUCGAUCAUUUUGUAAAAAAAAUUGGAAUGCAAAGAAAUGAGGCUGAGAUGAGAAAACCAGCGCAAAAAGUAAAGUUAGCAUUUCAAAGUUCCAAUUUCCGUCUUAUUGCUUCUCAAUCUCAACAAAUUUUAUUUUUGUCUUUUCCUGUUUUCAAUCAAAAGUUGAGCGUUUGUACCCUCUAGACUACAUUCCACGUGUCACUCUUUUCUCCCCCUCAAACGGCUAAUUGUUUUUACACCUUUAAUUUAUAUCUCCACGAUUCCUUCAACACAGUUUUUGUCGUCUUACUCCAUGUAUUUUUUGUAGUUUCACUUUCAAAUUGACUCAUUGAACAUUCGGCUCCAUGCGUAUUUGUAACACAAGGUUUUGUUUUGUUGGGCUUUAUCUCGCCCCACAAAGUACCCGGUUGCACUGCGAAGAGCUGUGAAAUUUGCGGAAAAACGAUGGGAAAAACUGAUCCCGUUACGUAAUGAUCUCUUGGGUUGUGGUUGGGAGAAUGCGAAUACAAUUUUCAAUGCGAGAAUUACGGGGAAUAUAAAAUUGAAUGGAAUCGAAAGGGUAUUUGCGAUCCAGAGAUCAUUCAAAUUGAAGAAAACAGGUUAUUUUUGGGAAAAACAUUCGAAAAAUAUCAAAUAUCAAAAAUUCCCAAGUCUGAUUUUUAUCAUAACACCACUGUUACUCUCCAGUAACCCCACAGUGCCAUCAAUUUCAAUUUUCAAACGUCUACCCCACCAAAAAUUUCGAUUAAAUUCACCAUGACUAAUUUGUAGCUCAAAUGUUCAAAAGUUGAUCCAAAAAGCUGAAAACUUCGUAUCAUGGUUAAUAAUCUUAACGAAGAUGACUUAUUUAAUUAUUUCACAAUAGAAACGGCUAUUUUUCAAAGAUUUCAUCAGAAUUCCAGUUAGUAUUUAACAUGAAUCAUUUGAAAUGAGGUCAUGAGAAAAUUUGAAAAGAAAAAUUUAAAACACGAUUCUAACGAAAACGACAAAAAAUGUGAUCAUUCUUAGUUGCAUUCUUAAUACCCAAAAAUCGCAAAAAGAAUGACAUCUUGACAUCUAAAUACGCCUACAUUUUCAGUGGUCCACAGCGACCGUUCCUGCGACACGGUUCUUCGACGGAGGGCUCCAGAAGAUCGAGAGAACCGUCAUGAAGACGAUGGAAAUGAUACCUCCACUUCGGUGAGCCCUCCAAUUUUGGAGAAGAGUCCAGUUGAACAACUUGCCCUUGUCUAUGGAGAUGAACAACAAUUGAAUCUGUGGCAUACCACGAAUAUCAUUAGGCUGCAUCAGCUUUUCCAGGUAAUGCUUAUGACCGCAUUUUUUGAGUCGUCUUCUUUAGUCAAUUGUGUUUUUUGGGACCUUUCCCUAGAUAUUAUACAUACCGUAAGGGUAUAACCACAGAGGUUAGCUCAUGGAUAACAUGAGGUUUUAGAAAGUACUUUUACACCAAAAAUAUUGAUCAAAUACGGGUUAGGGAUCUUAUUCUAGAGCGUUCCUUGAUAGAUCAUUCCCCAUUGAUCUAUUUAUAAAAAACAUCUCUCUCCUGAUGUACCUUACUUUUCCAUCGUAGCUACCGAAAUCUAAUUGUGUUUCUCGCUUUUCUACGCAAUUUCUUUGACCCUUAGCUGUGCUAUGGUUCUGCAAUUAUGCUAUUAUCGUACACACACCUAUUCCUGCACGUGUACAAUGUCUUACGCAACAAUUGUUAGAGUGAUCUUCAAAAACGGCGAUAAAUUCUCCGCCGCUGAAACGAUAAACGCGCGCUGACGUCACAAGAGUAAGAAUCAGCCUUAAAAGAGGGUGUACUACAAAAAAAGUCGUGUCAAACCCCAUCGACCAUUUGGACUUUGAGAGAGAAAAAGGCGAAGAGAUCGGAACGGAACAUUCCCACGGAAAUAGAAACGUUUCGACCUUAAGAAAGAGGAGAAAACAGACAAAAUUUAAGGUCAACCCGGUCCAAAAAAGGAAUUAGACUCUAAGAUUACUACAUAUAGUUAGGUUAUGCGAUCAAUGGUCAUAAAUUUUGGCAAAUAUUUUGGAAGUAUAACAGAGAUUUAUAAAUUUUUGAUCUGAUGACGUCGGUAACUCAAAAACUCGUGAAAAUCUUUCAAAACAGCGCUUAUUUCGCUACAGUAUGCGUUAUUCUUGAUCGCUGCAAAGUGAUGAUACUUUUGAGGCUUAAACCGUUUAAACCCGCGAUAAUCCAGAUUUCCCCUAUGAGUUGCUUGUACUGUAAGAUAACUAUAAAAUUGCCAAUAUAACAGAUACGCAAUAAAAUCAAACCAUAACAACAUUUCAGCUCUUCUUUGAGCAUUUUCCGAGCCCUUCGCAGAUUUAGCUAAAACCUUUCGGUCAUUUGGGUAUUAAGAUGCUUUCCUUAUCAGUUGCCCUUGGUUUUCGAUGCAUUACGUCCAAUAUAUUAUAAUAUUCUUUAUCGGCAAAAACACAUAAAAAAUAGCGAUUGUUGAUUCUGAGCACCAAGUUGAGUCAGAGCCAUUGUCAUAUCGGGAUUAAACACAUCUUGACACUUAAAAUACUGUUUUCAAGUCAUCUCACUGCCCAAUUGACGUCAUUUUAUUUUUUAUGGCGUAAUUCGGUACUGUAACUUUGGUAAAAUUUUUGAGACAAUAAACUUAGGGAUUUAUUUACGAGCCACAUGAGGCUGGCUAUUCGUUGUUGAACUUGACGUCAUUUGGAUACGUUUUGAUUACCGUAUAACCAGGCUCUCCGUUUUGAUCAACAGCGAUCAAAACUACAAAAGCAAAGCCUGGAGCCCAUGUAGUUUGUUCGCUCAAUCGGUGCUUUUCCCAAUUCCGUAGGUGGUAAACUGUAAUCAUAUGGGGACUUUACUACUUUGAUUUUUGUUUGAUCAAGGCUUGCCCUAAAUUGGUGGAAACGUGGGUUACAAGCCGUUUGGUCUUUUAUGAUCUUGUUGUAAUGCAGCUUUAAAUACCUUGGUAUAGUCAUAUGGGGUUUAUUAUUGUUUUUUCCGUUGUCAAUAUGAUGCCCCUAAUUGUCCCUAAUAUUACGUUUUAUUGCCCCCAAAUGAUUUCUAAAGUUUUUGGGGACAGUCCCCAACUGAUUUGUGAAGCUUUACACUCAUCUUCCCCUUCCACCCCCUUCCCUUGAAGACUGUCAUUUUUGCAUGGAGUGCUGUUCCAUAAGCAGUCACAGCCCUGAACUUUUCUAGACUCGCCACGUCAUCGAACCGAAAAAGGUCCCUCGGGGCUGAAUCGGGCGAGAAAACAAGUCUGAAAGUCCGACUGUCCAGAAAAUCAGUUGCGAAACGCGGGGAUAUAUCUGCUUAUACCUUAUGUUGAAGCUCACAUCCAAAAAUCCCAAAAAUUCAUUCGGUUACUUACAAUAAAAAAGUUUUUGAAAAGAGCGAAAAGAAGAGCGUUGAGAUAGAGAGAGCAGCAAACCCGUAGAGAUUGGAGUUUGAGCUCUUGAUCAGGAGCAAUCGGGGAAAUGAUUCUAAGUAGGGUUGUGACAGCUACUGUAGGCACAAAUCCGCGUGACACGUUUAGCUUAAAUUAUGAAUCACAGUUGUUACAGAGGGGCCUAAAUGGAUUCUAAUACAUAACCUAUACAUGUACAAAUUGAUUUCUUCCAAAUGUUUUUUUGUUCCAAUCACUUUCUUCUAUGAUAAAUUUGCCUGUCAUCGUCUUAAUUAAAAAAAACUUAUCUGAACCCCAUUCCAGCUCCACCAAGAUAACCAGCCGCUGGGCGCUCGCAACGUAAUCGGACUCUUUGACCCCUCAUCGGCGAUAACAGUUCAGCGUUACUACGUACUCGUGGACCGGCUGGUCAACGACUACCACGAGCAUGACGUGAACCAUCUCAUUGGCGUCUCGCCCUUCCACAACGUCGACCUAAACAUCCCGUUGGAGUCGGCGUUGAAUGCCGAGCCGCGUCGAGUUUGUCAACGAUCCAAGGUAAAUAUUCAUGGAGAGAAUCUUGUAGUGCCCAUGUUGCGCAGACAAUAUGGUCAAGGGUAUAUUCGGUGACUGUUUUGUAGGCUAAGAAAAGGCGUCUGAGUUGGUCUCGAAAACGUUUUUUAUGUCAGUUGGGUUGCAUUAUAUGUCAUAUUACAUUACACUAUACCGGAAAUAACAGGCAAUUUUACCAACGUAGAGCCUACAUUGAAUUUUGUGUGGUCAUAAUAAUAAUUAUCUUACUAAAGAAGAGUUUCUUACUCAUUUAAACGGACCUAAAAUUACAGCUCGAUUGGACUGCCUCAUAUCCCCUCCCCACCUCAUGUUUCCCUCGGAUCUGGAGUCGAAUGUUCGUCGCCUACUCCGACUGGGCCUCACAUAUCCCCGAAUUGAAGAAGCUUUCAUUUGAAGACCGAACUCAACUUCUUGUGAGUCGAAUGACCUCCGUCUGGUGGCAUUGGAUUGUGCAUCAAACAGUCAAACAUAUCCCUACUGAACAACACGUCUUUCUGAUGACCGGUGGCAGUUAUUUGACGCUCGACCAAGAGAGCAUGGAGAAUUCGUUAGACAAGAGGUAAGCAGGUAAAAAUUGACUAUUUUAAGCGGAAUUUUUCGCUCUAAAAUUCUUAAAGUGCAAGACAUGUUGUUGUACAGCGUUUAACAGUACAACAUUUCAUUCGUAAUUUUUUGAACAUCAAAUUUUUUGGCGAAAAACAUUUAUAGGUUGAAAGCAACAGUUACAGUAACCCUAGAGGGCCUAAAUUUUUUGUGCUGUCUAGGCCCUUAGGUAGUCUAACAGCUUUAUCUUAGCCGCUGAUACUGGUUACACUUACACUUAUUCAUUACUCAUUUUUUAAGCAAAAUUAUCCACUGAGUCAUCGAAAAUGGAUAAAUUUACUACUGAUAAAAAUGGCUGUCAUUAUGAUUAAUUGAUUGUAAAUUAAGCCUAACUGACUCACCUAUGUUUUAGUUUAUGCGCCAAUCUCCGAAAAUCGUGCGAAUGGCUGUUUGACGAAGUCGCGCGACCAGCGCAAGACCUGCAAAUUACCGAUGGAGAAUUUUUACUGCUUCGACUAAUUUUGUUGUUUACUCCAUGUAAGUUUACUUGACUAAAAAUAAAAGGAGACAGUUCAAAAAUAGGUCCCUAUUAGAUCUAUUUUUACCUUUUUACUUUUUCAUCCACUAUAGAGUCAAAAAUCAAUUACAUUACUUCAGCCAAAGUUGAUUACAAAUUUCUGCAAAAAUUUUAUGCAAAAUUUAAUUUGCAUCUCAAAGUUUAAUUUUAAUUCCCCAAGGGUCCUUGACUUGCUUAAGAUGCCGUAUGGGUAAUUUCUUUCAAUUUCAGCUCCAUGUCUCUCUCCAGAAGGCAACGUAUUGGUGCGGGAAGCCCAAAAGUUCUACCGAUCCGCCCUGAGCGAGAUUGUCCUUCAGUCGCUGAAGUCGGAUCCGUUAGCUGCUUCGACCAGAAUUUGCAGUCUCAUGUCGCUUUGCACUCCGUUCGAAGUGAGUUUAUGCCCUAUCAUACUAGGAGAUAAGUCAUCAGAAAAAUGAAUUUUUUCGGAAGUCUCGGAAAUUGGCCGUUUGCCCGCUGGUCUUCAAAAAGCUCGUAGGUCUUAAUCAUACCAUAUUGGGGGUGAUAACAAAUCCAGAAGUCAUCAUUUUGCGUCAUUGACGAUUAAAUUUACUUUAGAAGUCCAUUAUUUAUAUUAAACACCCGGUUUUGGGGUUUAAGUCAUUGUUUCUUAAAAAUUCCUGAGAUUCUUGAAUAGAAAUCCUCUAAAAUCCUCUUAUCUUCUUUGAAGCCUAAGUAUGAAGCGGAUCACAUUUCUUUAACACAAUAAACAUGUUGACAUUUCCGAUUUCUUUCAGCACAUGGCCCAAUUCGAGACCGAAAGCAUGACUUUGCUGGUGCUUAACGGAAUCCAAGGCUCGGCUGGUCGCCUUCCUGGAGAGUACUAUGCACUGCGCACCAAGUCGUUGAUCUAA